CAUUGCUUCAACUUUCUGUUCUUAGACUUCAGGUCCAUGCUGCGCUUCCCGAGGAUGAAGGCGAGUCGCGCUUUGCUCAAGGUUUAUGUACUGCAAUGAGACAAGACUAUACAAGUGACGGUCGUUUGGACGUAAUGAAGGUGUUUUAGAGGUAUAAAAAAGGAGCACCAUUCAGGCGCCCUUCUCACUUUCUAUUAAAAAGGGCAGAACCUAUUGUAACGAGCUGAUUAGCGGGUCAAGAUGGACGAAGAGCUCCGGAAGCUGCAGGAGCUCUUCUCACAGGCGCAGGAGGUGAAAUCAACCGUGCGGCUGUCAGAAAGGAAUGUCAUCGAAUUGGUGAACAAGUUGAAGCAAUUGGGCCUCCUAGGUGAUGAUCUGUUGCACACUGUCAAUGGCAAGGAGUACAUUACGGUCAACCAGCUGCGUAAAGAGAUGGCCAGCGAGGUGCACCGGCAGGGCCGCAUAUCUCUUGUGGAUCUGGCCACCAAUCUGGGCGUCGAUCUGUUCCACAUUGAGCGACAGGCCGAUGCCUUGGUGGCGGAGGAAGCGGACACCAGCCUGGUGCAAGGAGAACUGCUCACGACCGGCUACUGGGACAACCUUGCGGAGGAAAUCGAUGAGUCGCUGCAGGAGACGGGCCAGGUAUCGAUCGGCGAGCUGGCCCGGCAGUUCAACGUGGGAGUGGAGCUGCUCACGGGCGCUAUCACAGCCAGGCUGGAUACAAAGAUCCAUGGCAAGCUCGACUCGGGGAUGCUGUACACGCCCGCCCACGUUGCCCGCAUCAAGGCCAUGGUGCGGGGCGCCAUGCGAGGCGUGACUGUGCCGUGCUCCGUGCCCGAUGUGUGGGCCUCGCUGCAUCGGCUGCAGCAACGAGAGGAUAAGGAGAGCGUCGCGGGAGUGGGGGGCGACUCCCUGUACUCGACUGUGCUGGCGGAGUUGAUUGCGGAAGGGGAGCUGAAGGGCACGCUCAGUGGUGGCAAGACGCUGUGGACACCCGCAGUGUUCUCAAGGUCGCAGCGGGAAAGCGUGGAGAACUUCUACUCACAAAACGGGCACAUUGCAUACGACUCGUUGCGGAAGCUGGCCAUUCCCAACCCGAAGCAGUACCUGCAAGACAAGUACGCCGAGGGGAUCCCUUUAGAGACUGUCUUCGUGCACCCCUCGUUGGUCGGUCAACUGGAUGCUGCUGUUGAAGAAGCUGUUGCCAAUGGAACUUGGUGCGAAGCAGAGCAGCUAGUCCCGUCCAGUCUGUCGGCCGCCGACACGGCCAAGCUCCUGGCGCAGUGCCCCUCCGUAGAAAAGGCCACCAAGACCAAGUCGGCGGUCCUGGUGCUGGACACGUGUCUGGUGGCGGAGUCCUUGCUCAAGGACUGCAUCGAAAAGUUCGACACUCUAGCUCGCACCAAGGCCGCGGCUGUCUUGCUCGCGAAGAAGCCGUCGAAGGCCGCGAACGCGGCAACGGCGGAGCGGAACAGCCAGGCAAGCACUUCGGCUGCCGGGAAUGACGACAGCGAGGACGAAGGGGGUAGGACGAAACGGGGGGGCAAAAAAGGCAGGAGAGGGGCCCCCUCGAAGAGUGCAGAGGUGGAUGAAGAGGAGGAGGAGACGAGGGGCGGCAAGGGAGCGAAGAAAGGGAGACGGAACAAGGCGGGGAAAGGCGGCGCCGCUAGCACGGAGCCUGCCGCUGAGGAGAAUGAGACACGGGGGGCACCCACGGACACGGAGAUGGAGGACUGCUUGCUGGAGUGGUACCCGGAUCUAGAGGGUGCCGGGGCAGGCACGUCUGACGACAGCAACAAGCUGGCGCGCGCGCUCGUGCGGCGGCUGCGGCCCACGGUGCUGGCGACAUUCGUGGCCGCCAAGAAGGCCGCCUUCACGGCGGGCGCAGAGGAGCGGCGCAAGCGGCGGGACGCGCUGCUGCAGAAGCUGGAGGAAGCCAACUUGCGGCUGCAGCUAUUUGCAAAGGCGCUGGAGCUGUUUGAAGAGGACGCCGCCACGGGUCCGCUGCUGCAGAGACAUCUGCUGAGGACCACCGCGACAGAGGCGACGGACGCGCUGCUGAUGAGCGAGAGGGAGGCGGAAGCGGAGGAUGGGGAAGAGCGGGAGCCGACCGCAGGGCCUCUGUCAGCAGCGGAGCGCGCAUCGGCGGUGCGGGCUCUGCCAAAAGGCGUGGCCGAGCGGGCGAGAGCCAUGCUGGCAGCGUUAGACGGCAAGGACGUGGCGGCGUUCCAGGAGGCGCUGGACCACACGGCGGAGGCAUGCGGCGUGCGGCUGAAAAAGCUGGACAAGAAGCUCGAGCGCUCCCUCCUGCACGCGCACAGAAAGACCCUCGUCGCUCAACUGGAGGCGGAGAACAGCGCUGUUGCAUCGCUGCCCCUGGUGGUGGCCGCUUUGUACGCCCAGGUCCUCAGUCGUGCCCUGCAAGCGCCAGGGCGGGCCAUGGCAGCAGCCAUUGCCAGGCUAAAGGAUGAGCUCCCCCCCGCGUCGUUUGCCACUCUCAACGAGUACCAUCGAGCCACUGUUGAUCUUCUCGCAGCGACAGCAGCCUCUGCCUCCGAAGGUGACGACACUAAGUUGAUGGGCCAGAAAGAAGAGAGCUUAAACAGCCAGCUUGCCUCUCUUAAAGCACUCGUUCUCGGAUCCUCAGAAGGCUCCUGAGAGAAACUAGGUGCAGGCACAGAGUAGGCUCGGGUCGAGGUGAAAUACUCGAUGCGAGUAAGUUAAGGAUCAGGCCGAUCGGAAGUAAAAGGACUUCGCAGCCCAAUAUGUUCUCGAUUGCGGGUAUAGCCAUGGAGCAUGUGAUUGGCAGGAGCCGCCAGCUCCGUCGUGCAUCCUGCAUGGAUGUUGUAGCCGGAC
Molecule: messenger RNA, 2856 nt
Organism: Klebsormidium nitens
Lineage: Eukaryota; Viridiplantae; Streptophyta; Klebsormidiophyceae; Klebsormidiales; Klebsormidiaceae
Source: the annotation of a GenBank genome assembly